AGCCUCAAGAAAGAACAGAAUUCAGCAACCAAUUCCUUAACGACUUUAAGUGAGCUCCUUGGUCGAUUUGAGGACCUUUAUUCUUGUUGAGUCACAUGUCUCUGCUAAUCAAACUCUUGUGUUCACUUUUGACUAGCAUAAUAAUAUUAGAUGCAGUGAAAGUUUGCAUAGGUUGCCUGUCAUAACAGUAGCGCAAUUCAUCGACAAGGUUGUUGUAUUGAGUUGAAAGUGGUGCCCGGAACGAAAAUUCAAGUAUUCCACCGUGCAGAGCAAAGUUGUCUGUCAAAGGUUCUCAUUAUAUCAUAUCACGUACUCGAAGAAUCCCUUAUAGUCCCGUCUAUGGAAGACUUUUUUGUCAAGGCUGUUCUACAAUAGCUGAACAAGGAUUCAAUUACAUUGGCUAUCACUAAUCUUUGAAACUUUUACCACUUACGUCCCCUUGAGGCAGCUUCACUAGAUUUCAUAGUUGGCCUUGGACUCUUCUGCUUCUCAAUUGUCAAGGCCAUUUUUGAAUACAUUUCCCUCUUCAAAUUCAUCAGAAGAAUCGUUGUUUGCUGUGGCUUUCAUAUUGUGAUUCAAAACGCAUGACGGUCUCAAGAGUGUUGCUAUCUAGAAUGCAUAGGAAGGUUCGAAUAAGGCAUUGAUCGAGAGAGAAUCUUUAUUCUUCUAUAGUCUCCCUGAACCAACAUGUCAUUUUUAUUCAGUACUGCAUUUAUUUAUUUAUAGAUAAUCUUUUUUUUAU
Molecule: messenger RNA, 742 nt
Organism: Galdieria sulphuraria
Lineage: Eukaryota; Rhodophyta; Bangiophyceae; Galdieriales; Galdieriaceae
Exons: 1
Source: RefSeq, a predicted model, not a curated record